GCGAAUAGCUGCACUCUACUCACAUUCUUCUCCAUGGACACGCUCGCCGACAAGCUAGCUGGCACGCACAUAGGCCCUGUGGACGAUGGGGCAUUGCCUGGGUUGGAGGAUGCGUACCGGAGCCUGCUUGAAGUAGUAUCAUAUCCGAUUCUGCACAGCGACAAAUUCAAGCAUCUAAACAUCGAGCCUCCCAAGGGCGUUCUCCUCUACGGGCCACCGGGCGUGGGCAAGACGCACCUAGUCCGAUCAAUAGCCACCUCUACCAACGCCACCCUGACGACAAUCCACGGGCCCGAGAUUCUGACGCCAUUCCUAGGUGACAGCGAGCGGUUGCUGCGGGAGAAAUUCUCGACCGCCCUCCACACACAGCAGAAUGGCCGACCAGCGAUAGUGUUUAUUGACGAGAUCGACAGCAUUGCGCCGCAUAGGCAACAGAAUGCAGGCAUGGAGGCGCGGAUGGUUGCGCAGCUACUGACGCUAAUGGACGGGCUGAAGGGACGAGGCAGACUGGUGGUGAUUGGCGCGACCAACCGGCCAAACGCACUAGAUCCGGCUUUGCGCAGACCGGGGAGGUUCGACCGGGAAAUCUCGAUUGACGUGCCAAACCAGAUCGCCCGGGCCAAGAUCCUCCACCACUAUUUGCAAGCAAUGCCCAUUGAGAAUAUCGACAUUGCAGGGCUUGCUGAAUCCACCAACGGGUACGUCGGCGCGGACCUAUCGGCGCUCUGCCGCGAAGCCGCCAUGCAAGCGAUCCGUACAAAGGGCAAGGGAAAAGUGACGCAGCGCGACUUUGCCAUGGCCAUGCGGCACGUGCAGCCGUCGACCACCCGUGGCGUAGGCAUAGAUGUGGCAGAAACCACCUGGACCGAUGUCGGCGGGCUAAAGGACACCAAGCUCAAGCUAAUCCAGGCUGUGCAAUGGCCGCUCGAGCACUCCCAGGUCAUGCAUAGAUUGGGCGUCACGCCGCCGCGCGGCAUUCUAAUGUAUGGCCCGCCCGGCUGCAGCAAGACGACGUUGGUGAAAAUCAUCGCCACGCAAACCAAGGCCACAUUCCUGUCGGUAAACGGCGCCCAGCUCUACUCGCCAUACGUCGGCGAUGCCGAGAAAACCGUCCGCGAGCUGUUCAAACGCGCACGAGCAGCCAGCCCCUCUGUGAUAUUCUUUGACGAAAUCGAGGCUAUCGUCGGCAAGCGUAUGUUUGAAACAAAUGCCCAAGGCGACUCGGUGCAGGAGCGCAUUUUGUCGACCAUGCUCAAUGAAAUGGAUGGGGUCGAGGUAACCAGCAAUGUACUGGUCAUUGGUGCCACCAACCGCAUUGAUAUGGUGGAUGCGGCGUUACUAAGACCGGGAAGGUUCGACCGCAUCAUCUAUGUGCCGCCGCCAGACCGCGCUGCCCGCAAGGAGAUUUUGGAGAUACGGGCCCGCAGAAUGCCAUUAAAUGCAACAGUGGAUUUCGAUGUGUUGGCAGAUCUGACCCAAGGGUUUUCGGGUGCCGAUUUGGCCAAUUUGUCGCGCGAGGCCGCAAUGAUUGCACUGAGGGAGAAUAUCGACGAAUCCAGGGUCAGCAUGGAGCAUUUUGACAGGGCGAUGAAGGCAGUGCAGCCGUCGCUCAAGGCAGACCUGAUGGAGUACUAUGGCAGGAUGCAGCGCGAGUUCGGGUAAGGGGCAGAAGCGCGACUGCCGUUCCUAGAAUAGGCUUGGGGCCCAAUGUAUGCAAAGUUGGAUCCAGAAACCGCAUCACUGUAGAUGGCACGUAUAGAUGUUUCAAGACAUUCAC
Molecule: messenger RNA, 1777 nt
Organism: Linderina pennispora
Lineage: Eukaryota; Fungi; Kickxellomycota; Kickxellomycetes; Kickxellales; Kickxellaceae
Product: AAA-domain-containing protein
Exons: 1
Coding region: 34-1662 (542 amino acids)
Molecular function (GO): ATP binding; ATP hydrolysis activity
Source: RefSeq, a predicted model, not a curated record